AUGUCUGUGAAAAGCGAAGGAUACACUCGGAUUGGUAGCUUGUCACUUGCGAAGCGGGCGCCUCCCGAGUUUCAAGAGGACAGGCGAUCGGUGUACUGGGUUGACAGACUUCCUCCAACGCCACAGAGGGAAGGAAAGACAACAGAAUUUGUGACCUCAUCGCGAAUAGAGGCAUUGUCCCAGCCGAGACGAGCUGCCUUGUACAAGGGAGACAGACCCGGACCAAUAUGGCCUGUCUCCACAUCAGCAUUGAAAGCAUGUUGCCCACCUAGACUCGAACAGCUCGGUCAAGCGAAAAAUCUCCAGUACUAUUUUGACAGAUCUCCGUACAUGAUGGUCACACCUGGUGCUCGCAGUGCAGAACCGUCAUCACGCCUCAAACAAUUGUCACAACCCUUGGCACGGAAACAAGUCCAGGAGCAUAGAGAAGUGGAAUGGGGUCAAACUUUUCCAGUUACAGAAAGUUCCAAAAAGGCUGUAGCUUCAGCCCGAGUAGAACAACUUGCAGAAGCCAAAGGUUAUAAUAAAUAUUUCCGUGACGAGAAACCAGUGCAGUGGGGUGUUACUGAAAGUGCUUUAAACGCAACAGCCAAUGUGCGACUGCAACAACUGGCACGACCUCUCAGUAGAACUAUGAUAAAGGACGAUUAUGAUCCUUAUAAAGUGUCCGCAGCUGCACGUCGAGUUCAUGCCACUCCGAGAAUAGAGGAAUUAUGUGUCCCAAUACCUAGAAAAGUGAGACCAAAAAAGGCCUAA
Messenger RNA from Ylistrum balloti, 756 nucleotides. RefSeq names its product testicular haploid expressed gene protein-like. The record is from RefSeq and is a predicted model, not a curated record. The transcript is spliced from 5 exons. Bases 1 to 756 code for a protein of 251 amino acids. Gene Ontology annotation, biological process: spermatogenesis. NCBI's taxonomy places the organism in Eukaryota, Metazoa, Mollusca, Bivalvia, Pectinida, Pectinidae.